Molecule: messenger RNA, 294 nt
Organism: Brugia malayi
Lineage: Eukaryota; Metazoa; Nematoda; Chromadorea; Rhabditida; Onchocercidae
Exons: 2
Coding region: 1-294 (97 amino acids)
Source: RefSeq, a predicted model, not a curated record
AUGAAGAAUAAGUCGUAUGGAAGUAAUGAAAUAAUACAAAAAAUAGAAGAGGAGGAUGGGGAGGAGGAAAAGGAAGAGGAAGAGGAAGAGGAGGGGGAUGGGGAGGGGGAUGGGGAGGAGGAAAAGGAAGAGGAGGAGGAAGAGGAGGAGGAAGAGGAGGGGGAUGGGGAGGAGGAAAAGGAAGAGGAGGAGGAAGAGGAGGGGGAUGGAGAGGAGGAAAAGGAAGAGGAGGAGGAAAAGGAGGGGGAUGGGGAGGAGGAUGGGGAGUUAUAUGAAAGAAAAAUGAAUGAAUAA